AUGUCAACAUGCACCAUCACCCAGGCUCUACGGCACAUUUGCUUGAUGGGAUCCAUUGCUAAGGCAGCAGCUGUGGGCCGUGGUCGUUGUUCUGUAUUGCACCCCAACAAUGUUCGGUACCUCAUCACCCUCUCCCAGCACAAUCCCGCCAAAUUCCUCGACAAGUAUCAGGAUGCUCUCGAUCGCUUUUGGUGCUGCCCUGUCCACAUCACCACCAUCCACCAAGCAUUUGCCCUAGCCAAGAUCCAUCUGAAACGAGUACAGAAAAUUGCAGCCAAAAGGGACCCUCUCCUUGAAUCUGACUUCAUUCGUUGCAUAUCACCAUAUCCGGCGCACUACCUUGUCACGGUUGAUGAAAUGUCAAAGGAUGAUCACACAUAUGCACGCAUGUGGGGUUGUUCACUGCGGAGGUGCCGGACAGAGGCCAAGAACCCUUUCAUCCACAAACAUCGAUUCACAGUGAUCGGAGCAAUGGUAUUGGACGAAGGGGUGAAAGCAUCUUGUGUGCUUGAGGGAUCAUCGGACCAUGAUACCUUCUAUGUCUUCCUAGAGAAGGAUCUGCUCCCUGUAAUGAACCCAUAUCCUGCUCCUUGCAUUGUGCUCAUGCUUGAUAAUGCACGCAUCCACCACUCAGAAGACAUUCAAGACCUUGUAGCUUCCUAUGGUGCGGAGACUCUACUCUUGUGCUUUCCACUUAUGUGCAGUACUGCAGGUUGCAAGAUUGAUACCUCCCUCUGUAAGGGCAACUCCUGCCAGCCCAAAGGAAGAGAGUACACAGCACACAACAACCUCACAUGA
This is a messenger RNA of Mycena citricolor, 798 nucleotides long. NCBI's taxonomy places the organism in Eukaryota, Fungi, Basidiomycota, Agaricomycetes, Agaricales, Mycenaceae. The record is from the annotation of a GenBank genome assembly.